Messenger RNA from Neoarthrinium moseri, 1455 nucleotides. RefSeq lists its product as uncharacterized. Lineage: Eukaryota; Fungi; Ascomycota; Sordariomycetes; Amphisphaeriales; Apiosporaceae. The record is from RefSeq and is a predicted model, not a curated record. Gene Ontology annotation, cellular component: cytoplasm. The transcript is spliced from 3 exons. The coding region runs from base 1 to 1455 and encodes 484 amino acids. Gene Ontology annotation, molecular function: cobalt ion binding; serine binding; zinc ion binding. Gene Ontology annotation, biological process: tetrahydrofolate interconversion; L-serine catabolic process; folic acid metabolic process.
AUGGCUGCUAACGGUUCCACGUAUGCUCUCUCCAACGAGCACAAGGAGAUGUUGGAGAGGUCGCUCGUCGACUCUGACCCCGAGGUUGCUGAGAUCAUGAAGAAGGAGAUCCAGCGCCAGCGCGAGUCCAUCAUCCUGAUCGCCUCGGAGAAUGUCACGUCCCGUGCCGUCUUCGAUGCCCUCGGCUCGCCCAUGUCCAACAAGUACUCCGAGGGUCUGCCCGGUGCCCGCUACUACGGCGGCAACCAGCACAUUGACGAGAUCGAGCUCCUGUGCCAGCAGCGUGCCCUCAAUGCCUUCAACCUCGACCCGGCCCAGUGGGGUGUCAACGUCCAGGCCCUCAGCGGCAGCCCGGCCAACCUGCAGGUCUACCAGGCCCUGAUGCCUCCCCACGGCCGCCUCAUGGGUCUCGACCUCCCCCACGGUGGCCACUUGAGCCACGGCUACCAGACCCCGGCCAAGAAGAUCUCGGCCAUCUCGACCUACUUCGAGACCAUGCCCUACCGCGUCAACAUCGACACCGGCAUCAUCGACUACGACAGACUCGAGGAGAACGCCCAGGUCUUCCGCCCCAAGAUCCUCGUCGCCGGUACCUCGGCCUACUGCCGUGAGAUCGACUACGCCCGCAUGCGCAAGAUUGCCGACUCGGUCGGUGCCUACCUCGUCGUCGACAUGGCCCACAUCUCCGGUCUCAUCUCGGCCGGCGUCAUCAAGACCCCCUUCGACUACGCCGAUGUCGUCACCACCACCACCCACAAGUCGCUCCGUGGCCCCCGUGGUGCCAUGAUCUUCUUCCGCAAGGGUGUCCGCAGCACCGACGCCAAGACCGGCAAGGAGGUCCUGUACGACCUGGAGGACAAGAUCAACUUCUCCGUCUUCCCCGGUCACCAGGGUGGCCCCCACAACCACACCAUCACUGCCCUGACCGUUGCCCUGAAGCAGGCUGCCUCGCCCGAGUUCAAGGCCUACCAGAAGCAGGUGGUUGACAACGCCAAGGCUCUCGAGGCCAGACUGAAGCAGCUUGGCUACAAGCUGGUCUCCGACGGCACCGACUCGCACAUGGUCCUCGUCGACCUGCGACCCCAGGCCCUGGACGGUGCCCGUCUCGAGGGUGUUCUCGAGCAGAUCAACAUUGCCUGCAACAAGAACAGCAUCCCCGGUGACAAGUCUGCUCUUACCCCCUGUGGUAUCCGCAUUGGCACUCCGGCCAUGACCUCGCGUGGCUUCGGCACCAAGGACUUCGAGCGUGUCGGUGAUUACAUCGACCAGAGCAUCAAGCUCUGCAAGGAGAUCCAGGGAGCUCUGCCCAAGGAGGCCAACAAGCUCAAGGACUUCAAGGCCAAGAUCGCCUCGGGCGAGAUCGCCAAGAUCAACGACCUGAAGAAGGAGAUCUCGGCCUGGUCCCUGACCUUCCCCCUCCCCGUUGAGGGCUGGAGAGUAGACGCUGGCAUCUAA